UUUGCUGAUCUUGCCAUGAGUUACAAACAUGGAGAACCUAUACCACGUGUAGAGUUUACAGAGGAAGAGGUGAAGACGUGGGGUGUCGUUUUUCGGGAGCUGAAUAAGCUGUACCCCACACAUGCCUGUCGAGAGUACCUGAACAACCUGCCUCUGCUCACCCAGUACUGUGGCUACAGAGAGGACAACAUACCACAGCUGAAGGACGUGUCCAACUUCCUGAGAGAGCGAACUGGCUUCACCAUUCGCCCUGUUGCUGGGUACUUGUCACCGAGAGACUUUCUGGCUGGUCUGGCCUUCAGAGUGUUUCACUGUACACAAUAU
Sinocyclocheilus rhinocerous is the source of this 324-nucleotide messenger RNA. Its product is annotated as tryptophan 5-hydroxylase 1-like. The annotation marks the transcript as partial. The record is from RefSeq and is a predicted model, not a curated record. Gene Ontology annotation, molecular function: tryptophan 5-monooxygenase activity; iron ion binding. Lineage: Eukaryota; Metazoa; Chordata; Actinopteri; Cypriniformes; Cyprinidae. Gene Ontology annotation, biological process: aromatic amino acid metabolic process. Gene Ontology annotation, cellular component: neuron projection. The transcript is spliced from 3 exons.